CAUUUAAAAUGUUUCAAUCAUAACAGUUGAAUAAAAUAAACUGAGGCUUGCUUUUAUUAGGUUGAUACUCCAUUUGUUUCAUUUUAAGUGUCAUUUUGAGUUUGUACACACAAAUUAAAAAAAACAAUUAAUUUUGUAUAUUUUCUAUAUAAAAACUCAAUUAUCUAUACACAUAUCCAUAUUUCAACCAAUAGAAAAAUAAAUUGCUGAAUAAAAUUAAUAAAUUUUGCAUUGAAAGUCAAAAACGAAAUUUAUUUUGUAACGAAAAAAUUUCUUUACAACGACACUUAAUAUGAAAAGCGGAGGAGUAUUUAUUAAAUAUAUACUUUUAUUUUUUUUAAAGAAAAAAUAUCUACAAAAAAAGUCAUGUGAGUGUUUGGUCUAUAGACAAGGUCUAAUCCGUAACUAGAAACCCUUGAUCAGAAUCGAACCUAUCCCCUCAUACUCCGAUCUGUUCUUAGUGUUCACAGAUGCGGUGUGGAAUCCCUCAAUGGGAUUGGCGGGGCUCGGUUGGAUUGUUGAUGAUCAUGUUUACAGCACCGUUUGUAUCGUCGCGCCUCAUGGCGGAAUUCUUGGCAGUUCGUGCUGCCAUAACCUCUGCCCUCUUUCGUGGUCUUGAUUCCAUCCUGGUGCUCUCCGAUUUGCAGGUCCUGAUCAAAACAACCAACAAGAAGGAAAUGAAUUUGGAGAUCUUUGGAGUUUUACGAGAUAUCUAUUCUGUUUUUUCUACAUUUAAGUCUAUUGCGUUUAAGUUUAUCCUUUAGUUUGGACAAUGUUAUAGCGGAUUCUGUAGCCAAAUAAGUUUUAUGGACUGCAAGCCCGCUUUAAUUUCAUGUAAACCAGUUUGAACAAAAAAAAAAGACAAGGUCUAAUCCCUAUUUCGUUUGAUUGUGUUUUUCCUUUUCCUUUUCUGUAGAAUCAUGCAUAUAUGUUAUCAAUGUAUAGUUCAGAGGAUUACUAGUUAUCUAUCAUCGAUAAAAAAAAUUUCCUUUUAAUUAGAAUCCAUCGAUUUUAAGCUGCUUAAACAGUGCGAUGAUUAUAGCAUAACAUACUACUAAGAAGAUAUUCGCAUACAGUCAUGCCAUAGUUUAUUCGAGGUUGUUUCAGUGGAUUCGACACUAUCUGAAUGGUUGGUUUCUAUUUAUCUAUAACAGUGUUUAGGUGUUACGAUUAGUGAUUACUUAUAUUACAAUUCCAUUGUUUAUCUUUAAAAGAAUGAUUGAUACUAAGAUAUUUUCGGAAACAUCCACUAAUUAAGCUGUAAAGCAGUAAGGAAUACUGAUUAAGAAACACACCACCUUAAUUUGGGUCCCAACUAAUCAGCUAACUAACCAAUGCAAACUCAUAACUAGACGACUCGCUAUAUACAACCCUACUCUAUUUUUUUAAUUUUAGAGUAAAAUAUGGAGUGGAGAUAGAGAUACCCUAACCUUAUCUAUACGCAUAAAAUUAGAAUCUCUGCAUACACUUUAGGUGUCACAUGGAUAUUUCUUAUUGGAUACAAAUGUAAAUACAAAGAAGUCAAUAGUUUUUUUUUUUUUUGUAAAAGGGCUUGAAGUCAAUAAUUUGAUGUCAUAAUUUUAUAUAUUAAUUGUUGAUGUGAAUUUUUUUUAUAAUCAUAUGUUUUCAUAACUCUAGAAAAAGAUACAUUAACAUGUGAUAUAUUUCAAGCAUGUAAGUAAAUUUAGAAACUGAGGAAAUAGCUGUAUGUUUUAGAAACCAACAAACUGUAAAUGAUUUUGAAAUCUCUACAAUCGCAAAUGUUACAGAAAAAAUCACUACUCGAUUAAGAGUGUUUGCUGAUACAUUAAACAUUAAUCUCCUUUAAUAGCAAAACUUAUUUUAUCUAAACUUCUUGAGUUCAUAUAAAAUUUUGUUGAUGUUUAUAAAUACUUUUACAUCGCCUCAAUUACUUUAGCAAACGGGACGGAAGAAUACAAAGCAUAGCUAUCACGUCACGACUCCACACAAUCAUCAUGAAUGAUGAUUGAUAAACGUAAACGGAAUUCGUUUUUUUUUUCUUUUUCAUAUCAAAACAUCUCCAACCCAAUUCUUUUUUUAAUACUUAAUAAAGAAAAUGUAAAUAGAAAUAGAGAUGUGUUUUUGCUCAAAUUUAUUAUCUACUAAAUAAUGCUAUAUUUUUUUCAACUGUACAAGACAAUCUCCAAAUGUUUACUCUAUUUUUUUCUCUAAAAUAGAGUAAUUCUAUAAUAGAGUUGAAUGUAGUUCCAAUGGUACUCUAUUUUAGAGUGAAAAAUAGAGUGAUGAACAACAAAUAAAAAUAUUACUCUAUAUAUAGAGUAAAAAAUAGGUUUACACAAUUAUAGAAUAGAAAAUAGAAUACCAUUGGAACAUUUUUACUUUAAACUCUAUUUUAGAGGGAAAAAUAGAGUGGGGUUGGAGAUGUAACAAUGCUAGUUUUUAUCUUUAAACAUAGAAGACAAAAUAACCUUAUUUUAGUAUAAAAAAAUAUAGCAGUACUCUAUUAUAAAAAAAAAAUACAUUGGAACAAAAGUCUAUUUCUAUUCUAUGGUUUUUAUUAUAAAACAAUAAAGAUGGAAAACAAUAAAGAUGGAUGGGAGAGUGGUCUUCCAAAACACUCAAAAUGAAAAGAAAAAGAACUAAUGAACCAAAAAGAAUCCAAUACGCAAAAUAAUAAAAUGGAUUAUACGUCACACACAAUCCGCAACCUUAACUCGCUUGCUCUAUUCUAUAAAUCCUUUCGUCACAUUUCUCCUCCUCUUACCAAAACAUUUUCUAUUAGGUAAAAAAAAAAUCUCAAAACGACUUAUUUUGUUCUUUCUUUCUCUUUCUCUCGGUGUAGGAAAAUGGAAGGGAGACAAUAUUACGCUCCAAGAGAAAACGUAGACGGGAACAGAACAGCCAUGGGAGGACCUCACUCGCCGUGGCAUUCACCGGUUCCUUAUCUCUUCGGCGGUUUAGCUGCCAUGCUUGGUCUCAUCGCCUUUGCUCUUCUAAUCCUCGCUUGCUCUUAUUGGCGUCUCUCCGGUUAUCUCGACGGUGAGGAAAACCAGAGCAGGGAGAGAGAUCUUGAAGCCGGAGAUGCGAAACCUGAGAAGGAGGUGAAGGCUGUAGCUUUUCCGGAGAAGUUCUUGGUGAUUAUGGCCGGAGACGUGAACCCCACUUACUUGGCGACGCCGGUAGAAAAAAGCUGUACGUGUGACAAUGAUGAAGAUGAAGAUGGUGAUGACGUGGAGGGUAAUGAUCAGGUGGUGCGGCAGAUUAGUGAAAGUAACGGUGCGACACAUUGAGAAACAGAGUAUGUAAAAGGACAACCAGAGGAUCAUCUGUUUUGAACAGUUCUGAAGAACCUGUAUGCAUCUGACCCGGUUGCUUCUGUUAACCGGGCGGGCCAGAGCUCUACAUGAUGAGUCUGGCAAAUGGAUUUGGCUUGUGUUCUGAUUAACAAUGUUUAUUUAAUCUAAGCUUUUGCAUCAUUAAUUUGUCUAUAGCCUUUUUAUUUGUGAGUUAUCAUGGAAAAUUCCGGAAAAUGUAAAAUUCAUGAGACUUUCAAAUUUCAAUGGAAAUUUUAUUUUAUA
Brassica rapa (field mustard) is the source of this 3560-nucleotide messenger RNA. RefSeq names its product protein GLUTAMINE DUMPER 3-like. Lineage: Eukaryota; Viridiplantae; Streptophyta; Magnoliopsida; Brassicales; Brassicaceae. The record is from RefSeq and is a predicted model, not a curated record. Gene Ontology annotation, biological process: regulation of amino acid export.